GAGGAAUCUGUCGGUCAGUGGACAGUGGACUACUGGUCACCUUGAUAGACAUGGCAUCAGAUUAUUACGAAUUAGGGUCACACAGCAGACGUCUGGUGAGACACAUCACAGUGACAGGUGAUGUCAUCCAUGAGUAUGAGUACCAGGAGGACGGUCAGACCAGACUGUUUACAUUCCCAUCCAGAGUCACACAGAACAGCAACAGUGAUAUCUGUGUUGUGAACCGUACUAGUGAAACUACAGGUGAUCUAGUGGUAAUGUAUCCCUCUGGUCGUAUGAAGUCUGUCUACCGUGGACAGAACAUGAAAGAGAACUUGAUUCCAACUGAUGUAGUGUGUGAUUCUCUCUGUAACAUCCUUGUUACUGACUUUAACAACCAGAUCCAUCUGCUGAGUCCUGACGGGGAGUUCCUGAAGUUCUUACUGACAAUGAAGUGA
Molecule: messenger RNA, 437 nt
Organism: Saccostrea cuccullata (small rock oyster)
Lineage: Eukaryota; Metazoa; Mollusca; Bivalvia; Ostreida; Ostreidae
Exons: 1
Source: RefSeq, a predicted model, not a curated record